AUGUUGGUUGUGCUCUACUGCUCGGACUGUCUGUCGUUUACAAUUAUUGUCGCGCCAUCACUUUGGACACGGAAUCCACACGGACACGGUUUUCCACGAGAAGCCAAACGGGCUCCUCGCGAGAGCAAUGUGAUAUCGAAAUCACCGGUUCCGCAGAUGCAGCAUUUGUCUCCCCCACAAGGUAGCCGAAAAAGAGCGUAUCCGUCUUCGGCGUCACGUCCCGAUUGGAUCCAAAACUCGCCCAAGCAUCGGCUAGGAUUACCAACACUCGUAGCGAUACUUCUCGGAUGGAUCAGCAUCCGCAGUCACGCGUUUGUUCCACAUUCUACGCGUUCCCCUGCGUUGGUCCAAUCUCGUAUACGUCUGGCGGAUCAAAUUACCGAAAAAGAACAGGAUGAAUCGGUCUGGAAAUGGAACGCAUCAGGCUCGUUCGGAUCACUCCUCAUGCAGUUGCAGAAAAAGGAAGAAGCGCUUUUAGCCGUAAACGAAACUUUUUUGGAACAGGACGUUGUGGAUCUCGAUCCUCGGGGUGAGCAUCGUGCUGAAGAAGCACGAACGGCUCCGGACCUCAAACCAUUGGAGGAACAACAAUCCCAAGAACAACUGGCCACCAUGGAUUGGGAUACCGCCAAGGAACUCGACAACACCAUCACUAUACUCUCUAAUGGGGACCGCGCGCGUCAAGAACUCCAAACAUUGCCCCUGAGCGCCUUGCAAAAGAGUCUACUCGGAGAUGGUACGACCACUUCUCCGGAACAGGCCGAUAGCACCGUCAUUCUACCCUUGUCACGCAAAGCUCACUACGAAGAACGCAUCGGGCGCGACUUGAGGCACUUAGCUGUUUCGAUUGCCGCUUCCACGGAAACAGUUGCUGACUGGCAAACUUUUUGUGCCAAUCAAGGAGGGUUGUAUCCCGUAUUGGAGACCAUUCGUGAAGGGGCGCAGCAUGUUGCACCUUAUCUUACCAACACGAAAGUGAACAACGCGACCACAUCAAUGGAUUCCCAAGGCAUUCGAAAUCCUAUCCGAAUGGAAGAGUCUUUUCAAGCUGCCUGCAGCGCUUGUCGAGCUCUACGAGACUUGUGCGCCAUCUCACCCGAGGUAUCCGCCGUAUUAACGGAUGGGAUUUUGCGAGCCAACGCGGCUUGGGAGGGCUCGUUAAUGCGUGAUUUCUGCACUCUUUUGCAGUACGCCAGUGAUAUAGAUGGUCCCACACGCUUGGACGGGAUGCCUCCAACUCUCUCCCGAGGACAAUCGCGAAAGGAAGCCUCGGUCAACGAAGCCGCCUGGGCGGUACAGAAUCGCUUCACAAUUCGUCGCAAGCAACGUCGCGAUACCAGACUACGGUGCAAAUUAUACAUUACGCAAUUACUCUUGGCUGUGAUUGUGGCCAGCGACGAUGCUGUCGCAGCCAUUCGAAAGACAGAUGGUUUGGCUCACGCCGUUCUGCAAAGCUCGUCCUUUGCUCGCAAGCAACAGCGUAGGCGGUGGUUGCGAUAUCCUGUCGAAAUGGCAAAAUGGCUUUGGAGACGACGCCGUAGGACAGUCACGCAGGAGUCAGCCAAUUUGAGGCGUCCUUUCUUGGAAGCGGCCAAUAUUGCCAACGAUCUCGAAGGGCAAGUACAACGUACCGCUAACCAAAUUCUGGCGGCAAUAGGACACAAUCAAUGGCGACCGAAAAUUCCGGGUCAAAAGGGGCUUCGCAUACUAUGCUUGGAUGGCGGGGGUUCGCGUGGAAUGACGGCCGUCUCCGCCGUCAAGUGUAUGAUGGACGCGGCCGGAAAUGGCAACGAUGUGGCAGACUCAUUCGAUCUGAUUUGUGGUACCUCGACUGGAGGGAUUAUUGCUUUUCUGAUUGGUCUGCGUCGAGAAUCUAGCGCCCAAGCCGUAGAGCGAUACAACCAGCUUAUCAAGCAAAUCUUUGUCAAGCCGUUUUUGAGUACUCCGCUUAUGGUUUUCACGACGGCGUCAUACGACGAAUCUCCAUUCAUGAACAUCCUCAGUACGAUUUUACAAGACAAGAUAAUGCUGGAUAGUCGAGCUGAUCCAGCCGUGCCAUUGGUCUGUUGCUUGACAUCCAAAAUGUCAUCCACACCGACACACGUUGCUUUGUUUCGGAACUACAACUACGCAAAAGACGAACUCCGAGAUCCCUUCACGAUCAAUCCGGACAAGGCUCGCGAAGACCUUGGUCUACCUUUAAGCGUCGAGCAUCCGUCCGUUCAGUCCGGUAGCUAUAAAAAAGAGCUUAGUUUGAAGAAUGCACCAGGUGCUCGAUUAGCGGCGGGCUCGCGAUACCCAGGAUCCUUUCGUGUCUUACAGCGGUAUGCCCUUAGGGCGUCGACGGCGGCCCCGACAGUUUUCAAACCUGUCAUGAUGGGAGGGGAAAUGUAUUGCGAUGGAGGCAUUGUAGCCAGUAACCCUGCGGCAGUUGCUGUUCACGAAGCUCGGACACUAUUUCCGGACAUACCAAUUGAGCUGGUUGUAUCGGUUGGUACCGGAGCGUUCUUAGAGCAAAAAAGCGCACCGCGAAUAGGAUGGGAUGGAAUCAUUGGUCAAAUCGUUAACAGUGCGACUGAUGGCGAGCAAAUACAUCACAUCUUGGAGGAUAUCCUGGGGGAAUCGUCAAUAUUGGGUCCGCGUUCAUCGGUAUCGAAGACACGGUAUUUUCGGUUUAACCCAGUCAUCGGGAUGCCUGAUGAAUUUCCUAUCGAUGUCACGGACCCCAAGAAGCUCACGAAGCUGCGACAACUCACCAAAGACUACAUGAACGAACCGGAGCAAUGUGCUAAGCUGCAACAGAUUUCCGACCUACUGGGAGGCCGCGAUCGAUGGAAACAGCUGGUCAUUUCAAAGCCAGGAGAGCCUAAAAUAUUAGCCUUUACCGAGCCAAUAGCUCUGCCAAACAUGACAAAAGAAACAAAAUUCAUUUCUUGCUCCUUGGUUUGUGUCCUGGCUGCUGCGGAUGUUUCUUGCAUUUCACCUUUUGCGCCUCGUCUGCCCCGUGCCGCGAACAGCGCUCCUAAAGAUACGAUUUCAAGAUGCAAAAGAUCACUAGCGAACGCGCGUACUCAUGGGUUGCACGAUAGGUGUAAUUGGAGCCCACUGAGAAUACGCGGUGGUGGUAUUCCUGGGGUGGUGAAGGCCCUGUUUCUGACCGCUCUUCGCAAUCCUGUUUUGGUUCUUUUGAUGGCCGGAUCUUCCUUGACAACAAUUUAUAAGAGCAAAAUCCCGCACGCACAGCACCUUCAAGGCUUUCUGAGCUUUUGCACGGCUGUUUAUGUUUUCUACCUCCUAACUGUGUGGCAAAGGAUGGUGCAAGCUGAGACUCGAGCCUCGUAAAAAGGAGCUGGAUGGUGAUUCUGUUUUUGCGUGAGUUAUGUUUCCAUCUUGAAAUCAAAUUACAUCGAGACGACCUUUCGUGUCUAGGUAAAGUUGAUCCAUUGCCAGUAAACAAACUGACAAUGAAUGGAUGUAGGUAGCACUGACCACCUUGCAUCCUUUUAGAGUCUCUGUAGUGAAAACAGACGCGGCUCGAUUAUUCAGAAGUCUUGGCGAAAUGAAAAGGCGUAUGUCUGUGAAGAAAUAACGUCUCGAAGAUCCACGUAUUUGGCGCCGAAUGCUAACAAUUGACAAUGACAAUCCCUUCUACAUAGCACAAAACCGUUAUUUGAGCGGCAAAAUCACUC
Messenger RNA from Phaeodactylum tricornutum CCAP 1055/1, 3689 nucleotides. RefSeq lists its product with no specific name. Bases 1 to 3342 code for a protein of 1113 amino acids. Gene Ontology annotation, cellular component: membrane. Gene Ontology annotation, molecular function: glycerophospholipase activity. Gene Ontology annotation, biological process: fatty acid metabolic process. The record is from RefSeq and is a predicted model, not a curated record. NCBI's taxonomy places the organism in Eukaryota, Bacillariophyta, Bacillariophyceae, Surirellales, Neidiaceae. The transcript has 4 exons.